CUUUCCAAAUGUUCAUGCUUUGGCAGAGAGACAUUAAUCCAAAUGCUAAGAAAUGGUAGGUGGGGGAAAGCAACCUGGGCACCAGACAUGGCCUCCUUUUACAUUCUCUAGGAUGGCACAGAAUGGAUCGUAGCUAGGAGGGAACUUGUUUUUGGGUCUGUGAGGCAUUUGAAUUCCUUGCUGUGGAUUACUAUGCAGCUCCACAUAUCGCCGAGCAUGAGGCAGGUGACGGUGUUGCCGGGGAAGGGGGUGAGGGAGUUCAUCAAAGUGAAGGUUGCGUCCAGGAGGCUUUCUUACAAGAUGGUCAUCUAUUCCCUGCUCUUCAUGACCUUCAUGUUCAGGUUCAUUUUUGUUUUGACUGCAAUGGACUCCAUCGAAGGAGACACCCAGUGUUCUUCUUUAGGAUGCAUAGGCAAGAGGUUGGCUCCAAGAAUGUGGAGGUUAGACUCGGCGAGAGUUCCAGAGGAGAUGUACGAAGUGUUCGAAGAAACAGAGAUCGAGCAACCAAAGCCUGGCUCGGAUGUCCCUCAGACUUUGGACGAUUUCGUCGCAGAGAUGAAGAGCGAGCGAUCAGAUGCGAAAGCAUUCGCCUUGAGACUCAAAGAGAUGGUGUUAGUAAUGGAGCAGAGGACCCGGGUGGCCAAGAUACAGGAGUACCUGUACCGCCACGUGGCGUCCAGCAGCAUCCCUAAGCCGCUCUACUGCUUCGCCCUGCGCCUGGCCCAGGAGCAUUCCACCAACGCCGCUGCCCGCCUGCAGCUUCCGGCGCCAGAGCUGGUGCCUGCCCUGGUGGAUCCAUCGCUCUACCACUUCGUCCUCGCCUCCGACAACGUCCUCGCCGCCGCAGUGGUGUCCGCCUCCCUGGUGGCCAACGCCCUCCACCCGGCCUCCGUGGUGCUCCACGUCAUCACCGACCGCAAGACGUACGCGCCGAUGCAGGCGUGGUUCGCGCUCCACCCGCUGGCGCCCGCCGUGGUGGAAGUGAAAGCGCUGCACCAUUUCCACUGGUUCGCUCGGGGACGGGUGCCGGUGAUGGAGGCCAUGGAGAAGGACCGGGCCGCCAGGUCGCAGUUCCGUGGAGGCUCCUCGGCCAUCGUCGCCAACGUCAGCGAGAAGCCCGUGGUUGUGGCAGCCAAGCUGCAGGCCUUGAGCCCCAAAUACCACUCUGUCAUGAACCAUAUCAGGAUCCACUUACCUGAGCUGUUUCCGAGCCUCAACAAGGUAGUCUUUCUAGACGAUGACGUUGUUGUCCAAGCUGAUCUUUCACCCUUAUGGGACAUUGAUCUUCAAGGCAAGGUAAAUGGAGCAGUGGAGACGUGCAGAGGCGCGGAUAAAUUCGUCAUGUCAAAGAGAUUGAAGAACUACUUGAAUUUCUCUCACCCCCUGAUAUCUGCGAACUUCGAACCCUACGAGUGUGCUUGGGCUUAUGGCAUGAAUAUUUUUGAUCUGGACGCGUGGAGGAAGACAAACAUUAGUCUUACUUAUUACCAUUGGCUGCAAAAGAAUCUGGAAUCAGAUUUGAGUCUGUGGCAAUUAGGGACUCUGCCUCCAGGUUUAAUAGCGUUCCAUGGUCAUGUUCAUGGCAUUGAUCCCUAUUGGCACAUGUUGGGUCUGGGCUACCAAGAAAACACCACCGUAGCAGAAGCAGAGAAAGUGGCUGUGAUCCAUUUCAAUGGCAGAGCCAAGCCGUGGCUGGACAUUGCAUUUCCAGAGAUCAGGCCACUGUGGACCAAGUACCUUGACUUCUCAGACAAAUUUAUCAGAGGUUGUAACAUAAGAGAAUAAUAAAGGGCAAACGAGACAAACAAUGGAAGCAAAAGGCUAACCAUGAUUAAUCCCAUAUCUGGUAGAACACACUAUCAGCCGUUUUCAUGGUUUGGAUGAUGCAAGGAACAAGGAAACAAAAAAAACUAUAUUUUUCUUGUAUCAUUUUAUGUUUAGGAAAGAUUUUGUUGAUUUGUUGCUGGGAAUAUGGAUACCGUACGUGUGAAAAGAAAAGUUAGUUCGAUAUGGGAGAAUAAGAAGAAAAGUUACGAA
Molecule: messenger RNA, 2037 nt
Organism: Zingiber officinale
Lineage: Eukaryota; Viridiplantae; Streptophyta; Magnoliopsida; Zingiberales; Zingiberaceae
Product: probable galacturonosyltransferase 12
Exons: 6
Coding region: 193-1785 (530 amino acids)
Molecular function (GO): polygalacturonate 4-alpha-galacturonosyltransferase activity
Source: RefSeq, a predicted model, not a curated record